UCUCUUCUAGGUGUCAAAACAUAACAAAUUUCACCCGUAGCAAACCAAAUAACUUCUCGUGUCCGGCGAAUGUUUCAGGACGCUACGUCACAGUGUUCUUUCCGCAGGACAAGCCUUUAAUUUUGUGUGAAGUGAAGAUCUUCGGAGAAAUAAAAGAAUCCCCCUUUAAGUUGAUCAAGGAGAACAAGACAUGGGCGGAUGCGCUGUACUACUGCAGGGACCGCUACGAGACCCUGGCUUCCAUUGUUGACGAAGAGACCCAGACGUGGGCUGAGCUGGAGGCCGAAAAUUCCAGCACUCCCUUUGUGUGGGUGGGCCUUCGCUACACCUGCACCCUCGACUUCUGGUUCUGGGUUGAGGAUCAGCCUGUAAAAUUCACUCGCUGGGGUCCAGAAAGUAAGAAAGAAGAGUGUAACAUGAGUGGUGCCAUUGAGAAACAAGGGAACCAAUCGUGGUCCACUGAAUGGGCCGACAACAAUUAUAAUUUCAUAUGCAAAAAAUUUGUCCCACCACCUUCAGUUUCUCUCUAGUGGCGUUGAUGUAUUGUGAAAAUGUCUGGGAAAGGGCAUUUCCACUUUUAUCUGAAGCUUUAACAACAAUUCCUAUAUUACUUAAUUUUAGUAAGUUUUUUUGUUACUCAGUUUAUGUAACACCUCCUCUCACUGAUGGUCAAGUUUACUUAUGAUGGUAAUAUAAAGUCAUCAGUUAAAUGUUCCUUGUGUUAACUUUAGUUGAUAUUUUAUAUAUAUUUGACAUUUUAAACCUUGAUUGUAACAAAACACUUACACGUUCAGCCCUCUAUAUGCUAUUUAAAUAUAUAUGGUUUAAUUGGUACUUUUAAGUGUGUGUGUGUGUGUUUUUUAUUUUCACGGAUCAGAGGAAAUAUAAGGAAUUAAGUCGGUUGGACACUGAGCCUGCAAACUAUUUUUAGGGGAUGUUGCUAUCAGUUUUAAUACAAUUUCAGAUUCAUUUUAACACUUCAUCAUUGUUAUGUUGAUGAAGCCUCCAUGUGGCACCUUCAGCUCGGGCCGGAACCUUUCCGCCCGGAACUUGUUUCCGCCGUGCAGUUUCUAACGAAGGACCGCGUCACUGCGGAUUUAAAACAAAACAGCACAGGAGCCUCUGCUCGCCUCAGCUGUUGCUACUCACGCGCUCACCUGUUGGAAUCAGGGAAGCGAUCGUCGUUUUAGUGUCCGAUGGAGAUAUUCGCCACGUUUGAUGACUCUGUGUUUUUGGAGGCGAAAGACCGAGUCGCCGUGACUCUGUCUUCUUACAACGCGAAAGUGUGCGAGCCGCAGUGGUUCUGUGAUAAAACUGCCCUCAAUACAGAUGAUCCUUUGGAGAAGCAGAAAAUCUAUAAAUUCCGAGGUGACUUGGCUGUGAGACAGGGACAACAUCAGGACGCUUUGGAUGCGUACAGCAGCUGCCAGGAAUGGAUUGCUGGCAACAACCUGACCAUCAGAAGAGAUGUACUGGAGGGAAUGGCGCGAUGCUGCACCAAACUGGGACAGAGAGACCGGGCGCUGGGCUUUGCCGACUUACUGAGCAAAGAAGCGUCCAACCUCUGUCACAUGACCAGCCUCCUGCUGCUCAAGGUCAGCAUCUACCAGCAUUUUAGUGACAUAGAAUCAAAGAUGUCAGCUCUGCAGCAGCUGUGUAGCAUUCUGCCUUUUAACCCCUGGCACUGGUACAACCUUGGACAGACGUGUCUGGAGCUGCUGGAGAACUCCCGUACCACAGGACCCUUUGAAUCAUCAGAGGAGCAGAGUGAUGGAGGGGCUGAGGACAAACGGGGGGAGGCAGCGGCAGAGCUCAAUGAGAACAGAAUCUGGCUGAAAGCUUGCAGCUGUUUCAUCAGGACGAGACUCCUGUUGAGAAUCCUUCGACAGCAGCAGUCCUCCUUCGUGUUGCAGCGCACUGAAAGCACCCUUCAGGCGAGCGACCAAGCGUUGCAGCGGCUGAGUCCCAGAGAAACGACCCUGCAGGCCCUCACCGAGGUGUUGUCAGAGGACCUGAUUCCAGAGAAGAUGAGGGAGGAUUGCCAGGACGGGGACAGCCUGGCCAGUGUGCGUGUGCAGAGCUUCAAGGAGCGCUGGUGGAACAGGAUCUUACUGACCGGCGUGCUGGAGGCUGAUGCUCCGCAGCGAAGAGCUUGCUGACGGUCCUGUCCCCCCCUGGAUGAACCGAAGGCCUGCAACACAAGUGGAAACGCACAAAUACGGUUCAAAUGCUGAACUGAUGCUGACGAUGUACGAAGUACCACGACAAUAAGGACACAUUCUGCUGCUCACUUUAUGGGAGAAUCUUACAGUACAAUGCUUCAUCCACUUCAUAUCUCAAAAAUGAUUUAAAUACAGAUAUUUAAUAUAUAUCUGUUCUGAAAACAGCCCUACGGGAUGGUUCUUCUCUACAUUUUGAGCUGUCAGGUCUGCCUCUACUCUGACUUCACAUUAACACAUGCGAUAGUAUAAAUCUUAACUGUUUUUAUACUAUGACUUUUUUCAAGAAAUUGAUCUAGUAUUUCUUUCAUGGCAUUUUCUACAUAAUAGACCAUUACUUUUUUUAUUCUUUCAAGAACAAUUUCUUUGGACUUCACGGCUUGGUUUGUGAAGGUGGGACCUGAUUCUGUUCAAUCAUCAACUGAAUAGCAAGUGGACGAUGAUCAGCCCAGUUUGUGUCAUGUGAAUACUUAUGUAUGUUAUAUUUUUGUUCUUUAGUUUUCAACAGAUUUGCAUAACUUUCCCCAAAACUGUUUUCACUUUGUCUUUUUAGGAUGUGUGUAGAAUUCUGAGGAAAACAUACAAUUAGCAUACAUAAGCUCUCUGGAGUCACUCUAUAUCACACAGUGUAAACUUUACAAUGUAACAGAAAUAUCUUGUUUUGAUGGCAGAAUAGUAAAAAGUGGUAUGUUCUUUAAAUUCUAUUCAAAAUGAUCAACUCUUA
Messenger RNA from Pungitius pungitius (ninespine stickleback), 2943 nucleotides. RefSeq lists its product as uncharacterized. Lineage: Eukaryota; Metazoa; Chordata; Actinopteri; Perciformes; Gasterosteidae. The record is from RefSeq and is a predicted model, not a curated record. The coding region runs from base 1197 to 2159 and encodes 320 amino acids. Gene Ontology annotation, molecular function: protein binding. The transcript has 9 exons.